AUGACACACACAAGGGUAAUUAAGAAGGCACUAAGCAUUUUCAUCCUUAUUGUUUCUGUUCUAAAAUUUAAGUAUGUGUGUAAAUUUUAUUUUGGAGCAAAAAAUGGAGUAUAUGUCACAUAUAAGAGGACUCGUGCAUAUGAAAAAAAGUGGGAUCGAAAAAAAGUAUUUUUUAACAUUCAGAAGAACAGAGGGAAAAAUUGUAGAAGGAAGAAUUACACAACACUUAGGAAUGACAUAACAGAAGGGUUAAGCAGAAGAGGUUCUCCUUUGCUAUACUAUUAUAAAUAUUUUCCACUUUUAUUCUUAUUAUACGAAUGGAAAAGGGAGAAAAGAAAUAUUAAUAAAUGUAACUCUGCUUUUAGGAAACAUAUAAACAGCUUAGAUUUCAUCUCACCGAACAAUGUUGAUUUACCAUCUGAGAAAUGGAAAAAACAAAUGAAGGACCAAAGAGAUACGAUAGAUAAAGAUGAAUAUAAGGGAGAUUGUUUCUCUAGGGAAGAAAACCAUAGUAGUAGCAAUAACACAGAAAAAUAUGAAAAUAACUAUCAAGAAAUUAUUCGUAACUUUUGCAUAUUAGCACAUAUCGAUAGCGGUAAAUCAACACUAGCUGAUCGAUUCCUAGAAUUAACUAAAACAAUUAAAAAAACAAAAAUGCAGGAUCAAUUUUUAGAUAUGAUGUCGUUAGAAAGAGAAAAAGGAAUUACAAUUAAGUUGAAAGCAGUUCGAAUGAAUUACAAAAAUUAUAUUUUCAAUUUAAUAGACACACCUGGUCAUUUUGAUUUUUAUCAUGAAGUUAAAAGGUCAUUAUGUGUGUGCGAAGGGGCAAUAUUACUAAUUGAUGGAUGUAAAGGGAUACAGUCUCAAACUCUGAAUAUUUUUUUAGAAUUACAAAAAACUGAUUUAAAAAUCAUUCCUGUGAUAAAUAAAAUAGACAUGAACACUUGCAUUUUGGAUAAAAUAAAAAAUGAUUUAAUAAAUAAAUUUCAUUUUAAAAAUGAAGAAAUUUUACACAUUUCUGCAAAGUAUGGAAAAGGAAUAGAAAACUUGUUUCAAAAAAUUGUUCAGGAUAUUCCAUUCCCUACUAUAAAAUCGAAUGCAUUUUUUAGGGCCAUAAUUUUUGAUUCAUUUUAUGAUCAGUACAAAGGGGUAAUAUUAAUUAUUAAAGUUAUAAAUGGAGUUUUAAAAAAAAAAACAGAAAUAUUUUUCAUUCAAAGUGAAAAAACGUAUAUUAUUCAGGAAGUUGGUUAUCUCACCCCUGAAAUGAAACCCACAGAUAUUAUAAAGCAAGGAGAUAUAGCUUACGUUUCUUCCAAUAUAAGAAACUGUGAUGAAAUACAGAUAAGUGAGACUAUAGUUAGUAAAGAAAUAGUUAAAAUGAACACACAAAAGAGACUUGUAAUCGAUACUGAUAAACUUAUUGCAGACAGGAUGGAACAUAAUAACUGCAAGGGUAGUAGUAGUAGUAGUAGUAGCACCUUACUAAAUCAUCAGCUUAGUAAAAAUGAAGUCGACCUUCUGGGUAGAUCCUCUUCAAUGUAUAUUUUUAGAAAUUACACCGACAAAGAUAACAUAUUUGAAAAGCACCAUAAGGAACAUUCGAACACUGAAGAAAUCGAUCAAAAGAAAAAUCACAAUGUGAAAAGCAUAAACAAAAAAAAAAUGGAGAGAAUUUCCAACCAGAUGGAGAAAAACAACAACCUGUCGGAAGGAGGAAAUGAAAUGCAUUUAAAAAACAUGGCUGUGACUAAGGUAGAUGUGUCAUACCCUGUGGUGUUCUGUAAUAUAUACAGCGUUAAUGAUAAGCAAUCAAACGAAUUAGAGACAGCAUUAAAUAAAUUAAAAUUAAAUGAUGCAUCUUUUUCAUUCAAAGCAGACAUCUGCGAAAAUUUAGGGAAAGGUUUCAAAUGUGGGUUCAAUGGUUUACUACAUUUAAAUAUAAUUCAGGAACGAAUUAAAAGGGAGUAUAAUGUCGAAACGAUUGUAACUGCACCAUCUGUUAAUUAUCUUGUGAAACUGAAUGAAAAAUAUAUAGACAAAAAAUUGAAGGAAAAAUUAAUUGAUAACAAUUUCGACAUAAGUAAUAUUAUCAUAGAUAAACAAAACAGUAACAAUAGCGUAGAACAUAUGAACAAUCAUCAGAAUGGAGAUAUGAAAACAACUGUCAAGAAUAACGGAUUGUAUUACAUGACAAGCAAUGUAAAUGAUAUCCCACAGAAGAAUUAUAUCCUUGGAAUUUAUGAACCAUAUGUCAAAACAAAUAUUACCACACCUGCGGAAUUCCAAAAAUAUAUUAUGGCAGAAUGUUUUAAAAGAAGAGGUAUAUUUAUUAAGAAAGAUAUUAUGAAUGAUCAUAUAUUUUUUUUUUUUGAGAUGCCCUUAUCUGAAAUAUUGAUAAAUUUUUUAGAUGAAAUUAAAUCAUGCACAAAAGGAUAUGGAUCCAUGAGUUAUGAAAAUUAUGUUAUAUACAAAGAAAGUGAUUUAUUUAAAAUUAACAUAUACAUAAAUAAUAAGAGCAUUGAUUCUUUAGCAUUCAUAGCACACAAACUCAACUACUAUGAAAAGUGUAAAAAAAUUGUUUUAAAAUUAAAAGAAUUGAUCAAACCUCAUCAAUUCCUUAUUGUCAUUCAAGCAGGUAUUGGCUCCAAAAUUUUCGUAUCAGAAAAAAUAAAACCACUAAAAAAAAAUGUCACAGCCAAAUGCUACGGGGGGGAUAUUACAAGACGCAAAAAAUUAAUUGAAAAGCAAAAUGCAGGAAAAAAAAAAAUGUUUAGCAUAGGAAGGGUAAACUUGCCACCUAACAUCUUCACCAAGUUGUUCGAUUUGAAAGCACAAUGA
Molecule: messenger RNA, 2838 nt
Organism: Plasmodium gonderi
Lineage: Eukaryota; Apicomplexa; Aconoidasida; Haemosporida; Plasmodiidae
Product: GTP-binding protein
Exons: 1
Coding region: 1-2838 (945 amino acids)
Biological process (GO): positive regulation of translation
Molecular function (GO): GTP binding; ribosome binding; GTPase activity
Source: RefSeq, a predicted model, not a curated record